Messenger RNA from Eruca vesicaria subsp. sativa (arugula), 384 nucleotides. Lineage: Eukaryota; Viridiplantae; Streptophyta; Magnoliopsida; Brassicales; Brassicaceae. The record is from the annotation of a GenBank genome assembly.
AUGGCCGGAGAAGGGGGAGAACUGACGGUGACUCUGCUUACAAAUACGGUGGAGAACGUCGGAGAAAAUGAUAAGUUGGAUAUGAAGGAGAAGGUUUGGAGGGAAUCUAAGAAGCUGUGGGUUGUGGCGGCGCCGGCCAUCUUCACGAGAUUCUCUACGUCCGGAGUAUCUUUGAUAACACAAGCUUUCAUUGGCCACCUUGGCCCCACCGAGUUGGCUGCUUACUCCAUCACCCUCACCGUUCUCCUCCGUUUCAUAACGGCUCAGUCUCAAGAAGUGUUACCACUGACAAUAUUCAUUGGCCACAAAUGUCCAAUGGUGACCUGCCAUGGCCACAAAGGUCCAAUGGUGACCUGCCAAUGCCAUCGUUUGUGGGAUUCGUAG